Messenger RNA from Melospiza georgiana, 3732 nucleotides. RefSeq names its product prolyl endopeptidase like (gene PREPL). The coding region runs from base 440 to 2695 and encodes 751 amino acids. Gene Ontology annotation, cellular component: Golgi apparatus; cytoskeleton. Lineage: Eukaryota; Metazoa; Chordata; Aves; Passeriformes; Passerellidae. The transcript has 14 exons. Gene Ontology annotation, molecular function: serine-type endopeptidase activity. Gene Ontology annotation, biological process: proteolysis. The record is from RefSeq and is a predicted model, not a curated record.
CCUGCAGUGCUCCUGCGAACGGGAUUCGGCUGCUGCUGCCUCGGGAGAGAGCGUGGGUUUGGUGUUAUAUGAUGGGGAACUGAGGGGGUACGACUUCUCCAGACUUUCCCAGUGUUCUGUCCUUCAGCGUUUGGACGUGCGCGGUUGCAGCUCCCCUUCCCCUCAUAGUUUCAUGGGAGUUAAACUUUGGGCCGCCUGGAAUGUUCAGGUUAAAAUGUGGGCGCCAGUUGUUAACAGACAAAAUUUUACUUAUUCUCGUUUGAUUUACCUAGUGAAUCAGUCACAUUUCUUUGGAAGAGGAAGUUUACGCUAUGUCUAUUUCCUCUGUAUGUAUGUAUAUUUACACCUGCUGUUUAUGUAUAUUUCACACGCACAGUGUAAAUGAUCGGCAGUUCGGGAUGUUCAGAAAUUUCACGAAUGUUUCAGAAUUUUUCACGAAAUGAGGGCUAGGAUGUGCUGUGCUGGACUGCGGAAUCUUCUCCAAGAGCUGAGCUUCGGUGCCAAGUACUACUCCAAGCAUAACCCUCCUCAAACAGUGUGUCUUUUCAGUAAAAUUGCUCCAAAAAAGUGCCACAUCCUGGGCUAUUCAAAAAGCACAUGCACCCACAGGACUGCGCCACCUGGAAGCAUCCUGCCGUGCAGAUUCUUUUCCUGCAAGCAGGAAGGAACAAAAGUCCUUUCCAAAAAGAAGCAAAAUACAUCCAUGGUAACUUCAGAACUUUUGCACAAGAACCUUCUGAAAUCAGAGCAAAAAAACUGGAAUAACAUUUCACCGAGAUACAAAACUAUGACAAAGAGGAUCAAAGAAAAACUGGAAGAAUUGCACAACAUGUAUACACUCAAUUCCAGAAGCCCAAGGAUCAGGUUUGGAGAAAAUGUGUACUUUGAAGAGAAUGGCUGCAUAUUUCUUGCAAAAGCAGAUGAUGGUGAGGGAAAUGCUAAGAUUUUAUUCAGUAUUGAAGAUCUUGGCUUUUCUGAUGCCUUUAUUCAACGGAUCAGAAUUUCACCAGAUCAGAGAUACAUGGCCAUCAGCUUAAAAAGUGAAAAUUCUGAAGAGGCAACCUGCAUUAUUAUGAAACUUGGUAAUCUUCCUGUAGUGGAAAAAGUAAUUUCAAGUGUAUUUAGCUUUGAAUGGGCUGCAAAUGAUGUUCUGUAUUACACAGCUCAGAAGAACCUUAAAUGCCAGAAUGUAUUCAUGACCACUUUCACUUACCAGAAACAUACUAAGUUAGUUUAUACAGAACAAGAUGCAAGAUUCUUUGUAGACCUUUAUUGCACAAAAGACAGGCGUUUUCUCACUAUCAACAGCAACAGCAAGACAACCUCAGAAGUUUGGCUGGUUGACUGCAGACAUCCCUUUGAGUCACCUGCUCUUGUACAAGCACGAACCACGGGGCUCAUGUACCACGUUGAGCACAGGAAGGACCAGUUGUACAUUCUUACUACAUAUGGAGAACCUGCAGAAUAUAAGUUGAUGAAGGCACCAGUAGCUUCCAGUGGCAAGAAGAACUGGCAGUUAGUUUAUGCACUGGAAAGGAAAACCAAGCUAGUAGACUUUGAGAUGUUCAGUGAUGACUGUAUUAUGUUCCUGAAGAAUGCUGGUCAUCUUUACUUAAAUGUGAUUUCCUUUGUUUCACACUCAGUUCAGUCGAUAAAGCUACCUACGUGGGCCUGUGAAUUUGAAUUGGAAUCUCAUCCUGAACAUACCACCAGCACCUGCUAUUUUCAGCUCUCCUCCCCAGUACACCCCCCUAAGCGUUUUGCAUAUUCAUUUAAAGAAAAUAAUCUCAUUGAGCAAGCUGUGCAAGAGGUACCAAUUAUUACAAAUUGUCACACUACACGUUUACUAGCUAAAAGCAAGGAUGAAACUUUGGUGCCAAUUACAGUUUUUCAUAAUAAGAAUUCUAAAGAACUACACAGGAGACCACUUCUAGUUCAUGUAUAUGGAGCUUAUGGCAUAGAUUUGAACAUGAGCUUUAAAGAAGAGAAGCUGAUGUUAAUUGAAGAGGGUUGGAUAUUAGCAUAUUGCCAUGUUAGGGGUGGAGGAGAGCAGGGCCUUAGCUGGCACAGAGAUGGAUGUCAGUAUAACAAACUCAAAGGUCUCCAUGACCUCAGGGCUUGCAUCACGCUGCUGCACCAAGAGGGAUUUUCUCAGCCCAAGCACACAGCCCUGGCAGCUGCCAGUGCUGGAGGAGUUCUGGCUGGAGCCCUGUGCAACACCGACCCAGCCCUGCUCAGAGCCAUGGUGUUACAGGCCCCUUUCGUAGAUGUUCUAAAUACAAUGAUGAAAACUCAUCUCCCACUGACAAUUGAGGAACAAGAAGAAUGGGGAAAUCCAUUAGAAGAUGAAAAGUGUAUGAAGUAUAUCAAAAGCUAUUGCCCAUACCAGAAUAUUAAGCCACAGUGCUAUCCAUCAGUUUUUAUCACGGCGUAUGAAAAUGAUGAACGGGUACCACUAACAGGAAUUUUACAGUAUGUUCAGAAGCUCAGGAAGGCUGCACUAGAUCAUGCCAGCAGAACAAGUAAGAAAGGAAAUUGGAUUCCUAAUAUCAUCCUAGAUGUCCAGGCAAAUGGCAGUCAUUGUGAUUCAUCCUGGGAGCACUCACUGAAUGAGGUUGCAAGACACCUUGCUUUUCUGAACAGAGAACUUGAGGAAGUGUGCCAUCCCCAACAUCACAGCAAAUCCUGCAAAUAACUCCCAGACACACUGACCACCUGAGAAACUUAGGGUCAGAUUUGGAUUUGUAUGGAAAGCAAGAGAUCCAUCUCCAGAGGAUCUCUCCUCUCAGAUCCCUGCUUUAUGGGCACAAGCACACAGAGCUGGGUGUGGCACUGCCUUACAAAAAUACAGAGCAAGACCUGGACUUCUGCCCUGCCAGGCUGUGCAGAAGCAGCUGCCAGCAGAAAUGAGUUUGUGCAGCAGCUCUGUUCACUGAGCCAGCAGAGCAGCAGCACACAGAGCCCCACAGGAGAGCCACAGGCACCAGGCACAGCCUUCCUGUCCAAGGCACAUCUCACACGAGGCAGCAGAACUCCUCCAAAGUAUCUGACAUCCAAGUCUCGCUGCUUCCAGAACUAAUUCCCGUACGUAGGUGAUGGGGGUUGCUGCCCUCUCUCUCUGCACAGCAGCCAUGCUGUACUGAUCAUGUGGUGGGACUGAGCAAACUGCAAAGAAAAACACUCUCAAGAACAGGAAUUUUAGCAGAACUCUGAUCUGAAUACAUUAAAAAUCUUUAAGUUGCUUUACCUAGCGUGGUAAUCUUAAGAAGGAGGUGCCGAAUCCCUCAGGAGGACAAGAUCAAUGUGUCAGAAGAUGCCAGAGUAUCUCCAGUAAAACAAAAAGAAUGCCCCCACUAAAGCAGCCUGAUUCAUGACUUAGCUGCCCUCUGAGCAAGGCACAAAUCUGCUGGGCCUUGCUUGUUGAAAGGGAUGUGUGGUGCAUACCCGGGCAACAUCAACGUCUGCAGGUGCAGCAGGUGCCAGUCAGAGCACCUGUGCUGACAUUCAGCGGGGUUGGCUCAGCUGCUUCCUCUGAACUGAAAUACACACCCCUCACCUCAGCCUUAGGGCAAGAAGAGAAAUGAGAGAAUGCAAACAUAUUCUAACUCAGCAAGGAAGGGGGGAAUCAACUGGAAAUGCAGUUAGGAGUGUGGAAUUAGAUAUUAGCUACAUUUUGUUCUUUUUCUUACUAACUUUGAGGAUAAUCAGUUACUAGAUUUGAGAGAAGAGGUG